UGACACGGCAGGUUAGCGCUUCUUACGUUACAGCGCGGACCUCUUGUGGAAAGUGGGGACCAGGUUUGUCUUCGUGAUAAUUAUUCAAGUUGGUCGGAGGGAUUUACACAGAAAUUUAACUUCCUCUGAGGGCAGAAAGGAAACCCUCACUGCGACAUAAUUUCAAGGUGGCCUGUCAGAGGAGGAAGAAGGACAAGCUUAAGCGCACGAGAGGAGCGGGAAACAUGAACAUGGUUUAUUGAACCUUAUCAACCAGUGCAAUAAUUAAUUAUGCUUCGCUUAGCAAUGUCCUCAGACGUGUAAUAUCAGUCCCUGCAACAGUCUCAUACUGCACACAUUUCGAGGACAGACUACUGAGGGAAGGAUUUACAGAGUGAACAGAAGCUGAGUGAAGACUGAAGAGGGGAGAGACAGAGCAGUUUGCGUGCGGAAGAAAUUUUGUUAUCUUAUCAUCUUCCUGAAGAACUAUGGAGCUGUCACUGGCUCACCCAGCUAUCAAAGCCUUCAUGUGUGGCUCCGUCAGCGGGACCUGCUCCACGCUACUGUUCCAGCCUCUCGACCUGGUCAAGACCCGCCUGCAGACGCUACAGAGCAACAUGCAGCCCGGUUCGGGCAGGGUGGGGAUGGUGACGGUGCUCCUGAACGUGGUGCGGACAGAGAGGCUGCUGGGACUGUGGAAAGGAAUUUCACCGUCUUUUGCACGGACCAUCCCAGGUGUGGGGCUCUACUUCAGCACCUACUUCUCUCUAAAGCAGCACUACUUCCAGGAGAAGAGCCCGGGGGCCAUGGAGGCUGUGCUGCUGGGAGGCGGGGCCAGGACGGUGGCAGGGAUCUUAAUGCUGCCAGUCACUGUCAUCAAGACUCGCUUUGAGUGCGGCAGGUACAGUUACGGUAGUGUGACCGGUGCUCUGCGCAGUGUGUGUCAGACUGAAGGUCCUGCCGCUCUGUUCUCAGGCAUGAUGCCCACGCUCCUCAGAGACGUUCCAUUCUCUGGUAUCUACGUCAUGUUCUACAGCCAGACCAAGGCCUCGCUGCCAAAGGAGAUAAGCACGUCAGUUUAUGCUCCUCUGGCUAACUUCAGCUGUGGAGUCCUGGCUGGUGUGCUGGCCUCUCUGAUCACGCAGCCUGCUGAUGUCGUCAAAACACACGUCCAGGUGAAUCCUCAGCUGAGGGCGGCAGAGGCUAUCAGAUACAUCUACAUGGAACAUGGACUCCAGGGGUUCUUCAGAGGGGCUGUUCCACGGUCGCUGAGGAGGACCAUGAUGGCCGCCAUGGCGUGGACAGUGUAUGAGCAGAUGAUGGCCCAUAUGGGACUGAAGUCCUGAGGAGGAAAGUUGAUGAGAAGCUCGUGAAAGACAGAAGGGAUAAAAGUCAAGUCACUGAAUGAAGACGGGAGUGAGUGAACAGGGGGAACAUGUGCCAGUGGAGUUGCUCAAAAAGCCUUCGAUGACAUUAAAUAUUUCUCAGAAACAAGAGAGGCAGACUGAUGAGCAGAGAAACCUUUCACUAAAGUCUAAAUGACCGAUGAGCACAUUACAAGACAGAUCUGUGGAGAGUUGGCUCUGAAUGUUUUACCGGGCUGAAGUUCAAAAUUUCUUGCCCAAAAUGUUGUUUGCUUUUGUCCAUGCCACCUAACCUGGGAAGAAGCAUUUCAAAGGACAAAACUAUGCUGUGAUGUUCUGUAUUGCACUACAAGUUGUACAAACAUUUCUGAUCCCUAAUUAUCAUUUUGCAUGUUUGCAGAAAUGCCUCAGUGGGAAUUCCCACGCCUGUUUUUCCCCACACAGUUGUGGAACAUACAUAAUCACAGAAAGAAUGCACUGACACAGGACUUUAUUACUCAAGACAGAUAAAACCAGACUUCUGUAUUGCACUUUAACCUCAGCAGUGCUGCCAGGACUCUUGGCACAGUUUAAAACCUGAUGUGUUAUGUCUCCGUGCCUUUUUAAUGUUAUUAAAAUGUGAUGUUUUAUAUAAAUUAAAGUCAUGUCCUUGUUGUAGUUUAAGUCUGUGUACUAUUCUGCCUUAAAAUUGAAUGUUUUUUUGUUUUGCUGUUUGUAUUUGAAUAAAAAAUAUAUAUUUACCAUUA
Molecule: messenger RNA, 2089 nt
Organism: Scomber scombrus (Atlantic mackerel)
Lineage: Eukaryota; Metazoa; Chordata; Actinopteri; Scombriformes; Scombridae
Product: mitochondrial glycine transporter A-like
Exons: 8
Coding region: 468-1325 (285 amino acids)
Biological process (GO): glycine import into mitochondrion
Cellular component (GO): mitochondrial inner membrane; mitochondrion
Molecular function (GO): glycine transmembrane transporter activity
Source: RefSeq, a predicted model, not a curated record